AUCCCAUCAACGAAAAAUCCAGGAACGGACGAGAGCAUAAACUAGCCACUGCACCCCCAUCAACCCAAAGGUCAGAGCUCACAAGUCAUCACAAAGUCAGAGCCCCCUCGAUCGUGCUCCUACCCUUCACUCCCCAGCCAGUACUGUCCCAAUCCCCCGCAGCUCGAUCGACCCGCGUAUAUAAAUCAUUGAUUGUUUCCCUCCACUACACCGAUCGAUUGAGAUGGCGGAGGAGUGGUGGGGCUCCGCACGAACCGGCGGCGACGCGCUCUCGGCGUGCUCCGCGACGCCUACCGGCUCAGAGAUCAGCGGGACUUCGGGGAUGAGUUCGGGGCCCGCAGGUUUACCGGACUCUGCCGCCGCCGCCGCCGCCUCGCCGUUCUUCCUCGCUGAUCCGCACAUGGAUUGGACGCAAUCCUUCAUGGCCGGGAAAGUAGGAGCGGCGGCCGACGCUCCGACGAGCUUCAACGCGUUGCUCCACCUGCAAGGCGACGCGAGCCGCCAGUUCCUGCUCGAUCAGGCGGAGCAUCCGCCUCCCGUUCUGGCUACCCCGUACACCGGCGGCGCGUCGCAUCAGGGGUCCGUGUACGCGGACGGACUGUACGGCUCCAGCUUGGCCAGCAGCUACGGUGACACGCAGGCCGCCGCGACGACGAAGCCGUUCUCGCAGCAGCAGCACCACCACCACCAGUUCCCAGAUUUCUUCAGCUCGACGGGGCUCUUUGGUGCGCCGGCUCCGACCCAGAGGUCACCGCAGCCUCUCCUGCAGGCUCUAGAGCCCAAACUCCUCAAGUCUAGCACUGAACCUGCGGCUCAGGACGCCUGCUCGUCGUCAUCGGCGACGAGAAGGAGCAGCGCGGCCCCUCCGGCAGCGAAGAAGCCCCGGACAGAAACGCCGAUGCCGACUUUCAAGGUGAGGAAAGAGAAGCUCGGGGACAGAGUCACCGCGCUCCAGCAGCUGGUCUCGCCUUUUGGAAAGACGGACACGGCAUCGGUUCUUCACGAGGCCAUCGGAUACAUCAAGUUCCUUCACGAUCAAGUUGCCUCUCUGAGCUCUCCCUACUUCAUCAGGUGUAGUGGCGGUCCGGUGCAGCUCCAGCACAAACAGGCUUCGGAUGGUGACGCCGGCGAGGCGAAGGAGGACCUGCGGAGCCGCGGCCUGUGCCUUGUCCCGGUGGCGAGCACUUACACGAUGGCCAGCGAGACGGCGGCACCGGAGUUCUGGCACCCUACCUUCGGAGGCACGUUUCAUUGAUUCUAAUAAGAUCCAUAGACAUGCAAGUAGUAUCUAGCACAUUAUAGCCAACUCAGCUAGCUAGGCAGCCAUGCAUAUAUGUGUGCGUGUGAUUGUGUGUGUGUGUGCGUGCGUGUGUCGGUUAAGCAAUGUGUACUCAUGGUCUCAUGCCACACCACUAAAUCACAGUGUUGAAGCAAAAGCGGGAAAUAGCUUUUAAGCGCAAUCAGCAAUGUGCCGACAAAGUCAAAUCAUGUGUAUAUAUUGGAUCGAAGAAAACCUGAAGAGCGGUAAAAAAGGAAAUAAAUUUGAAGAGAAUUAUAUGCACUAGGAAAUUAGUAAAACGUAACCACUUUGCACAUGACGUUUAACUUUUUGAUCCUUACAUGAUUGAUGAUCCGAAGGUCUAGCUCCACGCAGCGGACAUGAUGAAAGAACACGGUGAAUCGUCGUAUAAAAAUAGUUCAAGGACCUACAUGACACCUCUGAAAUAGUUUGAGGACCUAGAUGACACUUUUCAUAGUUUGAGGACCUACAUGACACAAUUGAAAUAGUUUGAGGACCUAGGAUGCACUUCACUCCCCGUGGAGCCGGCCUUGAACUAUACUUCAGAGGUGUCACAUAUAUACACACUUAUUACACUUCAACUUGAGCAGUGCGCUUACUUUUUUUUUUUAGUUUUUUGGAAAGGAGGUUAAACCCCUGGCCUCUGCACCAUCGUGGUCCUCAAACUCUCAAAAGGGCUGUUUUGAUUCCCUAAAUGCAGGUUUGCACCUUAUUUUGGUCGAAAUCACAAUUUUUUUGGCAACUCUGGAACACGUGGACAUGGAUGAUGACCCGAGUUACAGACGUGGCAUCCACCAUGCCAGGGGAGCAAGUUCCCUAGCUACGAGAUUGUUCAAUAGCAUAUUUGUUUUGCUUUUUGCCCUCAUUGUUCAACGAAGCAUACUCAUUUGCCCUAUGCUUCCAUAAUGAACUCUAGAGGAAAAGAAGGGGUGAGGUGACAGUGAGGAUCGUCGAAGGGAGACAGUUUGGUGACUUAUGGACUGGAGUGUCAGAGAGAGGUGGGGAAUACUUGGGCAUUAAACCCGAUCGGACCUAAAUGCAAAAUAAAAUAAAAUCGCAUGCCCUUGAUGUGCAUAAAAUUGCAACCUUGACAAUCUUCCAUGUCCAUGUGUGCCAUAUUUGCCGUGAAAUUGUGAUAUUUUAAUCGAACUGGAGCUCCAAAUAGACUAAGGAUCAAAAUUGCGCCAUUUUAGGAGUCUUGUAAUUAGCUAUGUUUUAUUUCUAUAUCUUCAUAUGACCCGAAAUGGCCAGACUUCCCCGCCAUGUUGCGAUGGAACAAAAGUAUCAAGGGCCAACUGUCCAAGGAGAGGUUUUAGCUGAGACAUACAAAGUUUGCCCAACAAAACUUACCCAAAAAAAAAGUUUACUCAACAAAAUGCUAGGGAGGAGAUACCUCACAAACAAAAACACUGAAGAUUUUUUUCUUGGAUAUAUUAAACACAGAGAUAUUUGUUGGAACAUGUAAUGUGGAAAAGGGGAAUCAUGUGCUAUAGUAUUUAUUUAAGCAACUUUCCAAGGGAACAAUGCCAUUCUUAAUCCGUACUGUAUUGACAGGUUGGGGUGGGAGGGAAUGUUGGAAGGGGAACUUGUGCUUAAAGAGCAAUGCUACAUCAACGAGAUUUUACUUAAGCUUUACGGAAAGAUAUUGACCUGGCAAUCUUUGAUUGGAUUAAGAGGGAGGUUGGGGCCCCACCCCGCUGAAAAUCAAGGGGGCGAUGGAGAGUAUUAGGGGAAAACCCCGUAACAGCCCCGUGUGUUUAGCAUUUUUGAUGUUUAAAUCUGGAAGCAAAACUAGUGUUGGUUUUAGAUGCAGUUGGUGUGGUUCAUUCUCUAAUAGUACAAACGAUUAAUCAAGUAAAAUGUAUAAUUCAUGAUACUUCCUCCGUUUCAUAAUUCUUGUCGUAGUUCUUAAUUCAAGGGAGUCCAAAUUAUA
Triticum aestivum (bread wheat) is the source of this 3233-nucleotide messenger RNA. Its product is annotated as transcription factor bHLH123. Gene Ontology annotation, molecular function: RNA polymerase II cis-regulatory region sequence-specific DNA binding; protein dimerization activity; DNA-binding transcription factor activity, RNA polymerase II-specific. The coding region runs from base 224 to 1255 and encodes 343 amino acids. The transcript has 7 exons. Gene Ontology annotation, cellular component: nucleus. Gene Ontology annotation, biological process: regulation of transcription by RNA polymerase II. The record is from RefSeq and is a predicted model, not a curated record. NCBI's taxonomy places the organism in Eukaryota, Viridiplantae, Streptophyta, Magnoliopsida, Poales, Poaceae.